This is a messenger RNA of Aspergillus pseudonomiae, 2538 nucleotides long. RefSeq lists its product as uncharacterized. The transcript has 7 exons. Gene Ontology annotation, molecular function: DNA-binding transcription factor activity, RNA polymerase II-specific; DNA binding; zinc ion binding. Gene Ontology annotation, biological process: DNA-templated transcription; regulation of DNA-templated transcription. The record is from RefSeq and is a predicted model, not a curated record. NCBI's taxonomy places the organism in Eukaryota, Fungi, Ascomycota, Eurotiomycetes, Eurotiales, Aspergillaceae. Bases 1 to 2538 code for a protein of 845 amino acids.
AUGUCCCAACACAAGAAAGAUAUCCGUCCCCUCCAACGCUUCGUCACCACUCAUGACGACAAUGGCCAAGCCGUCUUUUCCGAUCGUCUAUCGGAAGACAUGCCCGUCCAGGACGUCGACCAGGUUACCUUCAGUCUUGCCUACACUUCAGACCAAUUCCCUUCUCAGCUGUCGGGCGACGCAGAUAUUGCCAACUAUGAACGCCGUCUCACUUCUCCACCGGGAUUGAGCAUUUCCACGGGCACCGUUUGCCGGAUUGUUGACAUGCCACCUAACACAAUCAGUCCCAUGCAUCGGACUGUGUCGCUAGACUAUGGCGUCGUCCUGGAAGGGGAGGUCGAGCUGCUACUCGACAGUGGCGAAAAGCGACUGUUAAAGCGGGGCGAUGUUGCCGUACAACGAGCUACGAACCAUGCCUGGCGCAACGCUACUCCAAACCAGGGCUGGUCUCGUAUGUUCGAUCUCCUACGUCGACAUGCGCGAGGGCAUUCCACGGGUCAACGAGACUCCAGACUCUCCGCCGCCUCCGCCAUGCGAGGGCGCGUGUCACGAGCCUGUAAGAAUUGUGCUCUGUCCAAGCUCAAGUGUGACGACCAAAAGCCCUGUCGUCGAUGUGUCAAGCGGAAUCUCGAGUGUCAUUGGCCUCAGGAUGAGAGAACACCAGAUGCUGUAGACCCACAGGAACCAGAACGAUCAGUGGCGGAGUCUCCCGACUCAGGCGAGCAGAUGGACGACACCGGUAUCCCUCAUUCACAAGAUGAACCACCUCCACAGGAUUUCUCAGCGGGCCUGAUGGACGAUUUCUACUCUGCCGCUGAGGAAGUGAUCGACCAGGCGUUCUUUGAGCAGAACAAGUUACCUCUAAUGUCCCCAAACGAAUACGGUUUUUUCGGUGGAAAUAUUAGCCCUGAGCUGGGCUUGACCGAGGCUGACCUGGAGUUCCUUGCAUCUCUCAACAAUCACGACCUGGCCCAUGAACGACCAAACAGCACGACACAAUACUCAACUCGGCGCAGUGUCCCCGAAGCUUUGGGAUUGAUGGACAAGGAGGCGUAUCACAAUUCGCCUCUGUCCAAUUGGACCCCUCGCAGCGAAGACAAUGCCUAUAUGGAUCAACAGUAUCUGUCCGUACCGAAACAUCUUGACCGGUCCAUAUCGUCCGGUGCUGCCGAGGUGCGAGUAUUCUCCGAGUGCCUAUCGAAGGAGAGUCGUGAUAAGGCAUUUUCCAUCUUCUAUGAAAAUGACAAUACCAACACACGCAAUUUGCGACAGCAACAGGCAUAUACUCUCAUCUUACAGAUCGGACUCUGGAGUGGUGACAAACGACGUGUUGAGAUCGCGGAAAGCUUUGCACAACCCAUUGUGACGAUGCUACGCCGAGCAUCCCACCUCCGAAGUGAGGGAUACCCCAUCAUUACACCCUCGGUGGUAGAUGACGAAGAAACGCUGAAUCAGAAAUGGCAUCACUGGGUUGAGUCGGAAUCCUACAAACGGGUCGUUUACCAUCUCUUUAUCCAUGACGUGCAAUCGUCCUUCCGGCUGUCCACACACGCAUUGCUCUCAUAUGGUGAUCUAGAGCUACCUUUUCCAUGCUCUCGCAGGCUGUGGAAUGCAAAGACGGCCUCCGAAUGGGGUUAUGUUUACCUGCAGGAGUUUCCUCAAAUCCCGGAUGCUUUCCCUUCCCUUGCAGGUGUCUUGCGAGACCCAUCGACGCUCGGUCUGUUACCGCGCCAGAUCGACUUCCCUUUAGCAGCCUUCAUCUCCGUGCAUGGCAUGUCCCUGAUGGUAGCCGACUGCAAUCGUACGCGCCAUAGCUUACACCGUCCAUGGACUGGUCUACUCUUCCAGUCGUGGCAGCGUGAAUUGGAGCAAGAGCUCGAUCAGUUCAAUAUUGCGAUCGUAGAGCCACUGCAUGAAUCUGUCCCUGCCGUGUCCCUUAUUCAUCAGGCUGUCUGUCUCUCCUUGUAUCUGCCUCUGGGCACGCUUGAGCGAUACGCUGGGAAGGAAGGUGAGAAGCGGUCUGUCGAUGUAUACGAGGCCUUCAUCCAACAUGUCAACCCGAAUCAUUUACGGCAAGCUGCAUGGCAUGCAGGGCAGAUCUUACGCAUCGCUCGAUGUAUCGCUCCGGGCCUACUGACGGGGUUCUGCGCCACGUGUUUGUACUUCGCCGCGCUUGCUCUUUGGACAUACAGCACGGUGACGGCACCGGACGAGUCUUCGGGUCGAGAGCUUCGGACGGACAUGGCGGUUCAACGCGGUGCUUUUUUCUUAGACGGUGAAAGCAGUUCUAGUGGCGCACUGCGCCGUUUUGUUAUUUCCGGCCAAGGAAUCCCUGCCCUGUCGUCUGGGAGUGAGCCUGCGUACCUCGACAACCAAGCCGCCGUAAUGCGCUUGUUCCAGCAGGUGUUACGGUCGAAAUAUCCGAGUCAAGCGAUCCCUCAACAGGCCCAGACUCUGUAUCAUGCCUUUUCUGCACUUGGAAGCAUACGGAGAGUAAAGGAACAUGAAAUCCCGACCAAGAAGCUCCCUCCAGAUUAG